Messenger RNA from Mauremys reevesii (Reeves's turtle), 6372 nucleotides. It is a transcript of the gene FBXO32, whose product is annotated as F-box protein 32. Gene Ontology annotation, cellular component: SCF ubiquitin ligase complex; nucleus; cytoplasm. NCBI's taxonomy places the organism in Eukaryota, Metazoa, Chordata, Testudines, Geoemydidae. Bases 174 to 1241 code for a protein of 355 amino acids. The record is from RefSeq and is a predicted model, not a curated record. Gene Ontology annotation, molecular function: protein binding. The transcript has 9 exons. Gene Ontology annotation, biological process: protein ubiquitination.
GAUAAAUACAGCCGCGGCCGCUGCGAGGACACGGACACGGCUCGGAGCGACGGUCGUACAAAAUCCCGCACCCCCCCUGCCUAGGCACGCAGCUGGGGACCCCCUCCCGGGCGCGCCCCUUCCAGGCUCCCUAGGGACCGGGAAAGCGGCUUGGCAGAGCUCCCCGCGCCGCGAUGCCUUUUCUGGGGCAGGACUGGAGGUCGCCGGGGCAGAACUGGGUGAAGACGGCGGAUGGCUGGACCAGGUUCCUGGAGGAGCGACACAGCGGCUAUGUCAGUGAUCUAAACAGUUACUGCAAAAAGGAGGAUUACAACAAGGAGAAUCUCUUCAACAGCAUGAACUAUGAUGUUGCUGCCAAGAAGAGAAAGAAGGACCUGCUGAAUAACAAGACAAAGAUCCAGUAUUUCCAUCAAGAAAAAUGGAUUUAUGUCCACAAGGGAAGCACAAAAGAACGUCAUGGCUACUGCACCUUGGGAGAAGCUUUUAACAGACUUGACUUCUCAAAUGCUAUCCUGGAUUCCAGACGGUUCAACUAUGUUGUAAGGCUGUUGGAGCUGAUAGCAAAGUCUCAGCUAACAUCGCUGAGUGGAAUCGCCCAGAAAAACUUCAUGAACAUUUUGGAAAAAGUGGUGCAGAAAGUCCUUGAAGAUCAGCAGAACAUCAGGCUAAUAAGGGAAUUGCUGCAGACUCUCUACACGUCACUGUGCACCCUGGUGCAAAGGGUUGGCAAAUCUGUUCUGGUUGGAAACAUCAACAUGUGGGUACACAGAAUGGAGACCAUUCUUCACUGGCAACAACAACUGAACAGCAUCCAAAUCACAAGACCUGCCUUUAAAGGAAUGACCUUUACAGACCUGCCGUUGUGUUUACAAUUAAAUAUCAUGCAGCGGCUAACUGAUGGGAGAGACCUUGUCAGCCUUGGGCAAGUGGCCCCUGAACUGCAAGUGCUCAGUGAGGACCGGCUGCUGUGGAAAAAGCUCUGCCAAUACCAUUUCACAGACCGACAGAUUCGUAAACGGAUAAUCUUAUCUGAGAAGGGGUUGCUGGAUUGGAAGAAGAUGUACUUUAAACUUAUAAGGUGUUACCCAAGGAAGGAGCAGUAUGGAGACACACUGCAGCUCUGCAGACAUUGCCACAUCCUCUCCUGGAAGGGUACUGAUCAUCCUUGCACAGCCAACAACCCAGAGAGCUGCUCCACUUCUCUUUCACCCCAAGACUUUAUCAACUUGUUCAGAUUCUGAACCCUGGUUCUUCACUGCAUAUUCUAUUCCUACAAGACACUUUAUAGCGCUCAGCUUGGACACUGAACUUGUAAAUAGUGUAAAUGUUGAUGUUUGUUUGAAGCUCCUGAGUCAAGCAAACAAGAGGAUCUUAGCGACGAAAGGUGAAAUUGCUCGCUGACGUUCGAUGUUUAAGAAAUAUGGACUUCUAACAAGACUGGCGUGUAUAGGCAAUGUUGUAAAAAGUCACCUUUUUAUUAUCCGAGUACAAGAUACAGGGCAGGAAUUUCUUUCUGUUUAGAAGUUAAAACUGAAUUUGCCCCAUGGCCCUUUAAAAACGUUCUAUAUUUUUUUCAGUUUCUAAUAAAUGAAAAGAAAGCAGUUUGAGACUAGGACUGUUUAACUGCUCCUCCAUCUGGUUUUAUUUACAAUAGAUAUUUAUAAAUAUGACAUUUUUAAAAAUGAUAUUUAUGGGGGAAAAUUCCCUGCAACGAGUUUUAAUAAUACUUGUAUGUAAAAAAAAUUGGAUGCAUUCAGAAAUAUGCAUAACAUCUAGGAUUUGAUCCUAGUUAAAAAUGAAAAUAACACACCACGCCAUUUUCUACCUCGAAUAAAUAGAGUACCUUUGAAACAACAAUCCAUUAUGCAAUGUGAACUAUUAAACUUUGUACAAUGAUUUAAAGGGAAAUGAUGUUUAUGACCGUAAGCAAACUUCUUCUUAUGUUAAUGCUUACGUUUUUAAUUCGUUUUCUUGCUGUACUCAGUGCUUGAAUGCCCAGAUGAUGAGCGACUUAGAAAUACCUAAGAUUUUACUCCAUCUUCCUUUUAAUUUUGUUGUCUUUAUAAAAGAUUAAGCAAAAAAACAAACCAAGGGUGAGGAUUUAUAUUUAAGGAGGGUGCACGAUGGAUGAAUAAGGGGCCUGAUCUACUCUGGAUUUACACCUGUCUGAGAUCAGCAUCUGGUUCACUGGGUCUGACUCUCCCUACCCCAUGUAACUCCACUGAAAUAAAGUUAAAACUGGUGUAACUGAGAGAUGACUCAGCCCCAUAGGACCAGGUUCCUGAUCAUCUAAAUAGGUAAAGCUCCACUGGGGCCAGUGGAACUGUGCGAGUUUACAUUCACUGAGGAUCUGGCUCAUAGCAUGUAAGAUAAAUACUAUUUGUUUGUAACUGCUGUUAGAAACAGGAAGAGCAGCGAGGAAAGCCAGCCAUAGAGUCCUAGUGUAAUACGGGUACAGUCAGUCCUUAGGGUAAAUAGGAUUUCUAAUCACCUGACAUCCCAUAUCAUUUCUAUGUAUCAUAGAAAUGGAAAAUAAUUGACCUAAUCCAUCUCCCUGCCAGUGCCAGAUUAACAGAGAUACAGUGAGAAUUAGUGCUUACAAAUCUUGGUCCCACUGAAAUUAAUGGCCAAACUUCUAAUCUCCUUUAUUAUGUAUAACUCAUGAAUUUGACAAACUUGAUCUGGCAGAUUCCAGUCCAUGUAUAAAAGUUUGGAAAGCCUACAUAGGAAAAAUCCUUGCAGUUGUCCUAUCACAGCGUUCACGUACAGCACUUUCCCAACACUGUACGCAGAGCGCGUAAGCAAGGUGCCUAAGAAAGACAAACAUUAAUAGGUUGUAUGGUAUGGACAAAGAGUUGCGAGGAAGAGGAAUACUCAGGAUAAAUCAGGAAGAACUACUUGAGUUUAAUUAUUAAAUAGUCUGUUCCUUUUUUACAGGUUUUAUAAUUGAUCUCUAACACUUUUCUGCAGCUGUUUAUAUAUAUUUUUGCAACAGUAUUUGCAUUUUUACAAACUAAAUCACUUUGCAUGCUCUUUGAGUAGUUGUGGGGUGAAAAAUGAGUGUUUAGAUUGAAUAGUGGGGAUGGGGACUGCAGCCCUGGUGAGGGGAUAUCCAGGAGAAUGCUUUAACAGUAACUGCCAGUUGUUGCAUUCCAAGGCAGAAGGUUUGGUUCUUCCAGAAAUCUCUUUCAGAGACAGGGCAAGAGACACUCCCAUCAGAAAUCAUUAUGCAGAGAAGGGAAUAAAAUAGUUUGAAGACGGAGACCUUGCCCUCCCUCCAUCUGCUCUCAACUCAAAGAUGAGUCAAAAGAGUAAAUUUGAACUCAGGGGGGAGAGGGUGUAUGUUCAUGUGAGUGGAAAGUGAUUCAGAGGUAGUUAACCUGGAGAAAUGAAACUCUAGUUGUGGGAGUUAGUGUAAUUGAGUAAGGGAGGCCAGCUUCUAUUCUCAUUCACACCCAUGCAACCCUUGUUGAUGUCAGUGAGGUUGUGUGGAAUUUGACUUGAUGAAAGAGGAGUGUUAAGGGAAGUGACUGAAGUAGCGAUGUUGUGUGUGAAGAUCCAUGUUAAUCCUUUCUCUAGCAGUUAAAAGUACCCUUAUAACCUUUGUGCCCUCUGCUUGGAGGUCUGAUUUUUUUUCCCCUUCCUCGUCUAUCUGCCCUAUCUACUCCCAGUGAACCAACCUAAAUAGAAGUUGUGAUUUGCAAUGUCAAAUUUGACAUACCAGCAAUUGGUGUUUCAACCUGUAAAAUACUUAUUUUAGGUUGUAUUUAUUGGAGCAAGUUCCUCCUUGGUGAAACUGACAUCAAGUGAAUUUAACUCCAGGACCGAUUCUGGAGUUAAAUUCCAUAUAUAAUAGUCUGAGCACAGGGUUCUGAGUCAGGAACUUACGAACUCUAGUCCUGGCUGUGCAACUAUUUCCUUCUGUGGUUUUGGGCAAAACACUCUCUGCCUCCAAUUCCAGUCUGUAAAAUGGGGACAAUAACUACUUAUUGCAGUGCCCCACUGUAAGGAUCAAUUAGCUAGUGUUUGGUAAAGCAGUUGAAGUUUAAAGUGCAGGUUCUGAUUUGAAAGCACUACAUGGGCCUUAAGUGAAACAUUUGUCUACACGUUGACAUUUUCAGAUUGUGUUGUUUCAAGAAAAACUAUUCUUACGCGGUUACUUGAGGCAGAGACCUACAGCGUGAAACCAAACGUAAUGCAUGCUAUUAAGGAGUAUAACUUAUUAAAUGAGUCUGCUAAAGAAAGAAAUAGAACUUGCCUCAUUAUUAUUAUUGUAUUGCUGCAGUCGUUACUGAUAUCGAUCUCCUCAUGAGUCUUCCCUAUUCCCAAAAUGGUUUAUUACUGUCAAAUAUUGUAGAGAGUCAAACAAUUCCUUUUUAACAACCACUGUUUGUGCCCAGAUACCUUCGCCUGACCACUUACAAAGGCAUCGGUUUUAUUUAAGUAGAUUAUUUGCAUCUGCAUGACGUGGGCUGACAGGAGAAUGAAAACUGAGCGGUAACAGUGGGUUCGAGGUAGGAAGGUGCAAGGCUACUCUGGCAUAAAAGGGACCUCCUUAUUUUCAGGGUAAUUCUGGCAAAGUUGUUGUAAGUUGAAAACAGGCUUUCUGUGUCUGAACGUGACAUCGGUGAUGAUGAUCUUUCCAAACAGCCUUUCACCUGGGUUGCCGUUAGGAUUUCAUUAGUUUCAAUACUAUGAAACAAGGUCUGUGUUCUGCCUUUAUCAUCAUAAAUGCAGAGUGAUUCCAUUGCAGCUAAUGGAGUUGGUCCGCAUUUACUGGUGCAACAGAGCUGAAUAUGGCUCAGUACUGAUAUUUUAAAACCACUCCAUACAGUGGAGGGGGCAUGGGAAGGAAGAGAGGAGAAUUUUGCAUUUCAGUUUCCUGGGGGAGGUGAGUGAGUUUUAUUUGAAUUUGACAGUCACUUCAAGAUGCUGAAUUUCAGUUGUACAUAAGCUGAGCAGUUUAUACUAAUGAUGGUUUGGUAUUUUAAUGUUUGAUUAUGAAAUGUGUGCACCUCAUCUUAUCUUGAUUUUUUUUAAUUGUAUUACUUCUGUUUUGUAAAAUCGUUAGGAACCCUUGUACUGCUCUACAGACAUGCUUCAUAUGUAAACGUUUAAUUGCACCAUACCACGUUCUGUAAAUGGGAAGAUUGCUAUCCCCCUGUUUUGAACUCCUGUAGUGACUAAUGUUUGUGUUCCCAUUUCUGUUUGGCUGCACAACCAACUCCUAGAACAUACACAGGUAGUAAACUAGCUUUUUCUGCCCAGCCAAUUCUUUGGCCCUUAGUAGCUACAACUGAAAUAAACCAGGAUCAUUUCAAAUACUGUAGAGUACCUAAUAAAUCUUGGAUGAUGUCUCAUGCUUAAACCUUCUGUUCGCUACAAUAAACCAUCAUGUACUUUUGGGGGGCUCUUAGUAACCUGUUGCACAGCUUCUUCUCACAGAUCAGCACCUUGCCAAAAAAUAGCUUUAAAUUAAAACGCUAGUCUCACUUGCUGGCUUGUUGGCAAAAACACACCCUCUCUGUGGAUAUGAUGGGUAAUCAGUUUAAAAGUUUUCCUAUAGCAUUUGGAGUUCUGCUUGUCGUCUAGGCACAGUAACGUGUACAGACAAGCUAGCUUUUUAUAAAUGCUUUCCUUCUACAUGUAAUGGCUCUUGUAAAGGUCCCUUCUUCUGAGCUGACUAGCCCUCUGCUGCCUCUGAGGUUGAGAAGUUCCUAAGUGGAGCCUAAUCUACAAUGUACUCAGCACCUCUUUAGUACUCCCCACUCCCACUGACAUCAUUGGUAGUGGAAGAUGCUCUGGAUCAUUCAGCUCUCUGCAGGGUCUGGCCCCAAAGACAGUAAAUCUUUCCUCUUCUUGACAGUCUCCACUAUAUUAAUAGCGUGAACACCUAAGUAACACGCCUGUUCUGGCACUCUGUAGAGCGCACACAGCCCUUUCACCCGGGUGACCCCGCUGCUGUAACUGAGGGUAAUCUGGCCCUUUUUGGCUCUCACUUGCUGCAUAUAGUGCCAACAGGGCAGCUCCAGAGUUAACAGUUUAAUUAGAAAUUGCAAAUGUACUAAUGUUUUAGGGGCUAAUCUGCAGUAAUAAUGAAUACCUGCUUAUAUGUGAAAAGGAAGCUUGUUUUUCCUUUUUAAAUAAAGCUGUAACUAGAUAAGGUAUGAAGUGAAAAGCAUACCUUGUGUAUUAAGACUCCUAUUUAAUAUUAUUGUGUGAUUAAAAUCCUUCCGUAUAAAUUAUUUGCACACACUUUUUUUUUUUUUGCAUGUUCAGCUCUGAUUUUUACAGCGGUUUGGUACAAACAGUGAUGUAUUUUUCUAAAAUGUCUUUGACACUGAAUUGCAAUAAAUGUUCAAACAAUGUGAA